GUUACGGAAAGUGAAGUGUUUCCGGCUCCGGUGUGAUGGCCGGCUCCUACCCUGAAGGUGCACCUGCAGUCCUCGCCGAUAAGAGGCAGCAGUUCGGAAGCCGGUUCCUGAGCGAUCCGGCGCGCGUCUUCCACCACAAUGCCUGGGACAAUGUGGAGUGGUCGGAAGAGCAAGCCGCGGCGGCGGAGAGAAAAGUCCAGGAGAACAGUAUCCAGCGGGUGUGCCAGGAGAAACAAGUUGAUUAUGAGAUCAAUGCCCACAAAUACUGGAAUGACUUCUACAAAAUCCACGAAAAUGGGUUUUUCAAGGAUAGACAUUGGCUUUUUACCGAAUUCCCUGAGCUGGCACCUAGCCAAAAUCAAAAUCAUUUGAAGGAUUGGUUCUUGGAAAACAAGAGUGAAGUAUGUGAAUGUAGAAACAAUGAGGAUGGACCUGGUUUAAUAAUGGAAGAACAGCACAAGUGUUCUUUGAAGAGCCUUGAACAUAAAACACAGACACCUCCUGUGGAGGAGAAUGUAACGCAGAAAAUUAGUGACCUGGAAAUUUGUGCUGAUGAGUUUCCUGGAUCCUCAGCCACCUACCGAAUACUGGAGGUUGGCUGUGGUGUGGGAAACACAGUCUUUCCAAUUUUACAAACGAACAAUGACCCAGGACUCUUUGUUUAUUGCUGUGAUUUUUCUUCCACAGCUAUAGAACUGGUCCAGACAAAUUCAGAAUAUGAUCCUUCUCGGUGUUUUGCCUUUGUUCACGACCUGUGUGAUGAAGAGAAGAGUUACCCAGUGCCCAAGGGCAGUCUUGAUAUUAUCAUUCUCAUAUUUGUUCUUUCAGCAAUUGUUCCAGACAAGAUGCAGAAGGCUAUCAACAGGCUGAGCAGGCUUCUGAAACCUGGGGGGAUGGUACUUCUGCGAGAUUACGGCCGCUAUGACAUGGCUCAGCUUCGGUUUAAAAAAGAUGGAGUUUUGCCCUUGUUGCCCAGGCUGGAGUGCAAUGGCGCGAUCUCGGCUCACUGCAACCUCUGCCUCCUGGGUCCACCCACCUUGGCCUCCCAAAAUGCUGGAAUUACAGGUCAGUGUCUAUCUGGAAAUUUCUACGUGAGAGGUGAUGGAACCAGAGUUUACUUCUUCACACAAGAGGAACCGGACAUGCUUUUCACCACUGCUGGACUGGAAAAAGUUCAGAACCUGGUGGACCACCGACUGCAGGUGAACCGAGGGAAGCAACUGACAAUGUACCGGGUUUGGAUUCAGUGCAAAUACUGCAAGCCCCUUCUGUCCAGCACCAGCUAAGAGGCACCUGCUGCCAACACGAUGCAAGCCCGUUGUGUUUCCGAGCUUUUUUUAAAAAAAAUUUGUAGCACCGGGCAUGGUGCAUGCCUGUAAUCCCAGCCACUCAGAAGGCUGAGGCAGGGAGGAUCCAUUGAGCCCAGGAGUCCAGCCUGGGCAAAAGAGCGAGAGACCCUGUAUCUGAAAGUAAUAAUAAAAUAAAAAGAAUAUAAAUGAGGUCUCGUUGAUGCUGGACAAUUCAAGAAUUCAGACUUGAACCUUAAACCUAGGAAAAGUUACUUUGUAUCAGGAUUCUAACAAUUAUGCUUCAUAUUUGUGAAGUCCUUUAAAACAUAAUUUUCUCAAGUUCUUUCUUUGAGACCUCAAUCUGUCUUAGCAUUUUGUAACUAAUAACUGAAAUUUUAUUCAAAGGAAUUGUAAACCUUAAACCACCAAUUUAUUUCCAUGUGAAAAAGUGUUAUAUAUGACAAAUGUUUUUUGAUUGUAAUUGCGUUAAAUCUUUUGAGAGUGUAAAUGCCGGGCUAGGCAAUUGCAGUUAAUACAUACAGGGGUUAGUGAAGGGCUUAUUAAGUUGUAGGGGAAGCAAGCUGGGAAGAAUCAGAUGAGAUAUUUUCCUGAUAAAAAAAAAAAACGACCCUGUAGACAGCAUCAAAAUGUGUUGUUCUUGUUAAGUAAUUGAUCGUGGUCUUGUCUUUAAUCUUAGUUCCGCCAGGCGCGGUGGCUCACACCUGUAAUCCCAGCACUUUGGGAGGUGGAGGCGAGCGUACUGCUUGAGCCGUUCGAGACCAGCCUGGGCAAAGUGGUGAAACCCCGUCUCUACAUAAACACAAAAAUUAGCCAGACGUGGUGGCAUGUGCCUGUAAUCCCAGCUACUUGGGAGGCUGAGGCAGGAGGAUUGCUUGAGCCCAGAGGUCAAGACUGCAGUGAGCCAGGAUUGGAACACUGCACUCCAGCCUGGGUGACAGAGCGAGACCCUGUCUCAAAAAAAAUUACCCAGUCCCAGGCAUUCUGUCAUAACAGCACCUACAGACUAAGUAUGGCUUAAUGGUGAGAAGUACUUUUUUUGAACCAGAUAGGCUUGGUUCAGAUCUUGGCUUUGCUUCCUAAUGACUGUGUGACCUUGAAUGAGUUUAUUGAUCUUCUCUUAUGCUUUCCUCAUCUAUAAGUGAGUAAUAAGAGCAGCUACCUCACAAGGUAGGGCAACCAUAACAGAUACCACAGACUGUGUGGCUUAAACAACAGAAAUUUAUUUUCUUAUAGUUCUGAAGGCUAGAAGUGCAAUAGCAAGGUGUCAGCAGGUUUGGUUUCUUCUGAGGCCUUCCUCCUUGGCUUGCAGAUGUCUGCCUCCUUCCUGUGGCCUCAUAUUGUAGUCCCUCUGUGUGCAUACCUGUCUGUGCGUACUCACUUGCUCUCUCAUUCUUUGCCCUGAUCUCCUCUCAUAAGAAUACCAGUUUUAUUGGAUUUACGCUUCUAUCUCCAAAUACACUAAAGUACUGGAGAUUAGGGCUUCAACAUAGGAAUUUUGGGAGGACACAGUUCAGCUCAUAACAGGUUGUUAUGAGGGUUAAAUGCCCUGAUAUACCUGGCCCUAGCAAAUGCUACCUAAGUGUUGGUUAUCAUUAUUAUUACUUUACGAUAAUAAGUAAUACAUAAAACCCCAAAAACUUUAGAGAAAUCUUUUUUAUUUCAGAGUAAUUAGAGAUUGGCAGGAAGUUGCACAAAAUGUAUAGGAAGGUUCUGUUCAUGCACCGUGCAUCUCUCCUCAUGUAUAAUUCUAGUACAUUAUUAAAACCAAAAAAUUGACAUUGGUACAAUCCAUAGGACUAAUUCACAUUUCAAGUUAUAAAUGAAUCAUUUGUGUGUGUGUAUUACACUUCUAGGCAAUUUUAUCACAUGUGUAGCUUGUAACCACUACGGUCAAAAUACAGAACUGCUUCAUCACAA
This is a messenger RNA of Pan troglodytes (chimpanzee), 3227 nucleotides long. It is a transcript of the gene METTL2B, whose product is annotated as methyltransferase 2B, tRNA N3-cytidine. Gene Ontology annotation, molecular function: tRNA (cytidine-N3)-methyltransferase activity. NCBI's taxonomy places the organism in Eukaryota, Metazoa, Chordata, Mammalia, Primates, Hominidae. The record is from RefSeq and is a predicted model, not a curated record. The transcript is spliced from 10 exons. Bases 36 to 1286 code for a protein of 416 amino acids.